Lachancea lanzarotensis is the source of this 3426-nucleotide messenger RNA. RefSeq names its product LALA0S01e17766g1_1 (gene NUP133). The transcript has a single exon. NCBI's taxonomy places the organism in Eukaryota, Fungi, Ascomycota, Saccharomycetes, Saccharomycetales, Saccharomycetaceae. Bases 1 to 3426 code for a protein of 1141 amino acids. Gene Ontology annotation, cellular component: nuclear pore outer ring. Gene Ontology annotation, molecular function: structural constituent of nuclear pore; protein binding. The record is from RefSeq and is a predicted model, not a curated record. Gene Ontology annotation, biological process: transcription-dependent tethering of RNA polymerase II gene DNA at nuclear periphery; poly(A)+ mRNA export from nucleus; protein import into nucleus.
AUGUCAGGAAGACCGGUAUUUCAGCUUAGAAAAGAACUAGAGGAAUCAAAUGAGGUAGGGUGCGAAGCUGAUUUGACGCAAUCGUUUGUUGAACAAUAUGAGAGCACAAACCAUGUUGAACACUCUGUAACGUCAGAAUUUAGCAAUAAAAUUGUACUUACAGAAAACAGCAAGUACACAGUGGAAAAAUUGCCCUCAGAACUUCCAACUGGGUUGCAAAACAGUGAUUCAAUCGAUGGUCACGUGGAUACAUUUUCGAAAAACGCGGUGGUUAACGAUAGUGACACGUUGUACAUGUGGGAUUUCACAACUACACAGGCCAAUCCACCAGUGACACAUGUCCCGCUCCAUGAGGAGCACGUAUCCUUAAGUUGCGUUCCUAAGAUCGUGGUCACAUGGCCUGCGGCCCUUGAAGACAGCACCAACGACCGUUGGAACAGCGACAAACAUGGAUCGGGAUUUGAGGAUCGCGGCAUAUGCAUCGUGAACCGGAAAUCGGGGCUAAUUCAAUUCUAUGAGGAUGUGGACUCGAUCAACAAUUUGUCGUCGCGUAUUUCGCGGACAAGAUGCCAUGAAUUACAGCUCGCUCUCAAGGACACAGAAGACGUGAUUGACGUUGUAAAUGCAGAGCCAGCUGGUAUUCUCGUGUCGACGUCUCGUGGUAGACUUUUUUUCGUCACUCUUCGCGAUUACAUGGGCAAACCACAUUUGAACUUGAAAAUGCAAAUGAUAAAAUCGCCCUUCGCAUUGUUCUUUUCCUCCUCUAGAACCAAAAAAAUACAAUCAAUCAAAUUGGGUCCUGUUUUAGGAAAAGGUGAAAGGUCUAUAUCGGUGAUGACUAGCAAUGGAGACUUCACUGUAUGGAAUAUAUCGGCGGUAGCCAAUUGCUACAAGAGAAGUGAGUUCAACGUAUAUGAUCAGAUUUUGGAUGCACUAAAAGACCUGUAUCCGUGUGCGUAUAACUCUUUAACACUUCUGGAUUCUCACCCUCUAGGCGAGGAUAACAUGGCUCAUAUGAUACUUUCUUCAAUUACCGAUUACGACGGUGCAUGCUACUACAUUUUGACCACAAUAAAGUUGGACGUGCAUACUAACGGAUUCAUGAUUUUCUCCACGUAUAGGUUGAACACUUACACGAUGGUCUCCGGGGAAACCGCACCUCCAAGGCUCUUGAUACCCUUCGACGCCGAGACAAAAAAUGCGCUCGUCACCUCCGUAUACACCGUGUUCGAAAAUUGCGUGGUGCUCACGCAAGUUAGCUCAACGCUUGAUCAGAGCUACUCCUUGAAAAGAAAAUGGGAAGACAUUAUUUGCUUUCGCAAAGACGCCGAGAUUUUUGGAUAUGGGAUGGAUUCAAAAUCGGUAUACUUAAUGAGCAAGAAUAUGGGAAUAUUAGCCAUCACCGCCUCGCACCACGUUGGCUCAAUUGAUUCGCAAGAGGGCAGAUUCAUCAAGUCUCAUAUUGAUCAGAGCGUCUAUUUCUCGAACCUCAACAACACACCAAUCGAUUUCAACCUUCCAGCCAACAUUUCUCUGGAAAGGGAAGAAAUCGAAGAAGACCUAAUGUUGUCAGCAAAUGAAAUUCUUUUGUCCAAGUCGAAUUAUAUUCCUCCAAUGCUCCAAUCAAUGGAGAGGCACGUAGGCUUGCGAGCUGAGCUCUAUCAAAGUCUUUUGCAUUUCAUGAAGGCUAACUUUCUUAGCAGGAUAUCACCUGGUGUCAAAAUCAAACUAGUUGAGAACUUCGAGAUCUUGAGUGCAGCGAGACAGCUUCUCUUGUCAAUCAAAGACUCCCAGGAACUGACUGACUGCUGGCACAAAACCAUCAAGCUCAACGGGCUUGAUGAAGAAUUAUUUUUCAAGAAUCAACUCAACAAGUUUCCUGAGGUAUUUUCUAAGUUCUUGCAAGAGAUGCAGUAUUUUCUCGUUGCAUCCGGGAGUUCAGAAAUAUGGAUCUCGUGUAUCAAUCUCAUCAUAUCGUGCUUGUUGAAUAGGACAUUUCAGGAAGGUGAAGAGACCUAUCGUUUCGGCGAACUUCAGAUGAGCAAAUAUGAGCAUGGCGCAGCACCACUGUGGUAUGUUCAACAUGGUAUUCCCCUAAUUUUAGGCGAAGUGUUCAAAAGUUUUGAUCAUUUCAAGCCCACCUCAGAACGUUUCUUUGAUCGGGAAGAAAGUCUUCUUUCUCUGGUGAAAAUACUAUACUAUUCAUGCGAUCAAGCAUCAAUAUGGCUUCAUAACGAUCAAAUGCAAGUGUCCACUCCCGAAGUGAAGAAAAUUCCUGUUUUUUUUGAAGAAAAUAGAUCACUCUGGAACCAGGCCUUGUGUGCCGCCGGAAAAACUCAAGAGUCAUUGCAGAUUACGGAAUUCUACAAAGAUUUGGCCUCUUUGGCAGCAACUCUUGGCUCACUGCCGAGUGCCGAGUCUGAAAACCUGUAUCCUCAAUAUUUUGAAUUAUUCGAUUAUGAUUUCGCGGCCGAAGUUUUCAGCAACGACAUCGCCAACGGUCGCAUAAAGGAUUUGUACGAGAAAUUUCCGGACUACCAAGAGUUUUUACAUCACUUUUUUGAACUGAACCCGCGCUAUGCCAAAUUCGGUUGGAUGUGUAAAGUGUUUGAGGGCCAGUAUCUUGCAGCAUCCAACGAUCUGGUGAACAUUACUGCCGACCCGAGUAAGAGCUCUCAGAGUUUAAACACUGAACAAGCAAUGCUUAGUGUGGCAAAACUAUGCACUUUAGCAAAUGCAACGUCGCUGGACGUUGAUACACUAAAGUAUAUACAAGCGGAAUUGGACGUUAUCGAUGGCCAGAAAGAUCUGGCCUCGUCGAUCGAAAACGGUGUGAGAAUUCGCGAUAAUUAUGCAAAUUCUGCACUUGAACAGCUAUAUGAAAUACUGAAAACAAGCAUACAGAAUUCUCAGAGACUGAGGCUGGCAGGGGUGGUCGAAAUGUUCACGCUACUUCAAGACCGAUGCGGGUUUUACAAAGCUGCCAAAAUUUUAUCAUUGAACAAGGACUCUGUGAACUACGAAACAUACACCUUUCUGAACGCCAUGGUCUGGAGGAGAUGUGUUCUUCAGGACGACUGGAAGGACACUGUUGAUGGAACGGAUUCCACCCUUUUCUUCACAAUGCGUAAAUGCUUUGAUGAACAGAUUUUUGAAGUAGGAGUAACUUUGCCAAAUCCGGAUCUGCUCAGAGACCGCACAACUUUAACUUCGGCAUACUUUGAAGCCAACUACAGCAAACUGGACGCGAAUGCGCACAAUUUGCUGGAUUUUGCUCUUCAGGAGGAGAGACAAAUCGAAGAGCUAGGCUCCAAAUUAAGUUCAAAGUUGGCGUCUGUGGUAGCGGCCGCUAAUGAGAGCAGCGAGCAUAGAUGUGUCAUCAAUUAUGAAACGAACCGGAUCGAGGAUGCGCUUAGCAAUCUUUAA